Messenger RNA from Dovyalis caffra, 4074 nucleotides. The record is from the annotation of a GenBank genome assembly. NCBI's taxonomy places the organism in Eukaryota, Viridiplantae, Streptophyta, Magnoliopsida, Malpighiales, Salicaceae.
AUGAACCAUUUCCACAUCUAUGAAGCCAUUGGCCGUGGCAAAUACUCGAGUGUGUAUAAAGGUAGAAAGAAGAAGACGAUCGAGUAUUUCGCUGUUAAGAGUGUUGAUAAGUCGCAGAAGAGUAAAGUUCUUCAUGAAGUUAGGAUGCUUCACUUCUUAGAUCAUCCAAAUGUUUUAAAAUUUUACUCAUGGUAUGAAACGCCAUCUCACUUGUGGUUGGUUUUGGAAUAUUGUGUUGGUGGAGAUCUCAUGACCUUAUUGCGACAGGAUAGUCAGCUGCCUGAAGAUUCAAUUCACGAUCUUGCCCAUGACGUAGUUAGAGCUUUGCAGUUUUUACACUCAAAAGGAAUCAUUUACUGUGAUUUAAAACCAUCAAACAUCCUCUUAGAUGAGAACGGACACACAAAGCUGUGUGAUUUUGGAUUGGCAAGAAAAUUGAGCGAUAUAUCCAAAACUCCUUCUUCAAUGUUGCCACAAGCAAAACGCGGAACACCCUGUUAUAUGGCUCCUGAACUAUUUGAGGAUGGGGGUGUCCAUUCGUAUGCAUCUGACUUUUGGGCAUUAGGCUGUGUACUGUAUGAGUGCUAUGCAGGGAGGCCUCCUUUUGUGGGAAGAGAAUUCACACAGCUAGUGAAAUCCAUACUCUCAGAUCCAACACCACCCCUUCCUGGCACUCCAAGCCGUCCCUUUGUCAACUUAAUCAAUUCUCUCCUGGUAAAAGAUCCAGCUGAAAGAAUCCAGUGGAGUGAGCUUUGUGGACAUGCUUUCUGGAGAACUAAAUUUUCUCCAGCGCUGCUACCUCCUCAGCCUGCGUUUGAUAAUAUGAUAGAGCUUUGUGCUAAGCCUUGUCUCUCAGAACGUAAUGGAGACAGAUCUUUAGUAAAUAGGACCCCUCCUAACCGUCAAGAAAAGGAUGCAAAAAACCGUCAACAAAAGGAUGCAAAAGUGACACCAAAACAGGAUGAGAAUUCUAUGUUAGGAUUAAGAGGUCAUGAGACACCAGCUAAAGGUACGCCAAGUGGCAGGAAAACUCAAACAAAGGCCUCUGGCAGGGUAGUUGAGGAGAAGCAGAAGGAUCCUUCCAGCACUGCUAGGCGUGUUAAUCUCUUAAGGCUGUCAAGAAUAGCAAAAUCAAACUUACAGAGGGAGAACGAGAAGGAAAACUACAGGAGGCCCUUGCCCAGUGGUUCCGAGAAUGAUUCUGAGGUCAAAAUCGAGAAUACUGAUAUGGAGCUUGAUUUUAAUGAGAAUGCUGAAGAUGAGACACAUGAUGAACCUGAUGGGUUAGAUAACCCAACCAGUACAACAGAAGAGGUGGUCAAUAACACACCUCAAUGGGAAACCUCUCCUGUGGUUAAUGCACCUGCCUCAGAUGAAUCAAGAACAAAUGACCAGGAUUCAUCUUCAGAGCAUGUUGAUAUGGUUUCUACUCCACUCAGUGCUAGUCCUCAGCUCAGGAAUCAAAGAAUUAAAGAAGGUUUGGGGUCAGCCAUUGAGUUUGAUUCUUCAAAAUCAUCCAAUAACCUUUCACAGGUCCUUUGGCAUCCAUCUGAUCUAUCUGUCAGACCUGUAAUGCCCAGUAGAAAAGCUGAUAAAGCAUCAAAUGUUAUUCCUUCUCUUCCAUUCGAGGCCCUGCAACCAUCUGAUUUUGUAAAGAUGUCAAAGGAGCAGCUGGAUGCACUCACCAAUAGAAUCAUAUCCAUUUUAAAUGGAAACACCAGCAUCGGGGAGAAGCAGAAUGUGAUUAGAUACCUUGAGAUGUUGAGUAGCAAUGCUGAUACAGCCAAUAUCCUGACAAAUGGGCCAAUAAUGCUCAUGCUCGUUAAAAUGCUUCGACUGUCCAAGACCUCAGCUUUGCGUGUUCAACUUGCUUCAUUGAUUGGCUUGUUAAUUCGUCAUUCAACAUUUAUUGAAGAUGAUCUGGCAAAUUCUGGAAUUCUGGGCUCACUUACAGAUGGCCUCAGAGACAAGCAGGAAAAAGUUAGGAGAUUUUCCAUGGCUGCUUUAGGUGAGUUGCUGUUUUAUAUAUCCACCCAGAAUGAUCAGAUCAAAGAUAACAAUCCACCAGAAUCUCCAUCAAAGGACAGCCGAUCCACAUUUGGCUGGCAGGUUCCAAACUCAUUGAUUUCAUUGGUGUCAUCUGUUUUACGUAAAGGAGAGGACGAUAUAACUCAACUUUAUGCAUUGAGGACAAUUGAAAACAUUUGCAGUCAAGGGGGGCACUGGGCAGCUCGCUUCACUAGCCAGGAUGUGAUUAGUAACCUCUGUUAUAUAUAUAGAGCUGCAGGGAAACAGGAGAGCAUCAGGCUUACUGCAGGUUCAUGUUUAGUCCGCCUGGCAAGAUUCAAUCCUCCUAGCAUUCAAUCAGUCAUGGAGAAACUGUCUUUCAAGGACACAGCAUCUGCCCUUGUCAAGGGCAGCCCACGUGAGCAGCAAUUAAGUUUGAACCUCUUAAACAUGGCCAUGCUUGGAAGUCAUGUGCUCACAAAUAUUGGACGGCACCUUUCAAACUUGGGAGAGGAUAAGAAUUUGGUCCCAAGUCUCGUGUCUCUUUCUGAGCAGGGUACUGAAAUUUUGAGGGGAAAGGCACUUCUUUUCAUUGCUCUUCUUUGUAAGAAUGGUAGGAGGUGGCUACCACACUUUUUUGCAACCCAAGUGGAUAGGCUAGCAAAAGAGAAGGACCUCUAUCUCCAACAAUGUCUAGAAGCAUUUGUGCACAUUGUGGCUUCUACAAUACCAAGUUUACUGGAUAUUAUAACUGGAGAUAUUCAGCAAUUGAUAGGAGGAAGGCGCCAUGGUCAUAUCUCUGCCAUUGCACAUCGAAUUGCUCCUAAGAACAAUGUUCAUUUGUUUCCAGUUGUUCUUCAUCUUCUUGGAAGCUCUUCUUUUAAGCUGAGGGUGGUGAACCAUCAAGUUAUGCAGCAGCUGGCAAAUUUGGUCAGAGUCAUGGAGGCACCAUUUCAGGGCAGAGAUGACUUCCAAAUAACCCUUCUUCGAGUUCUUGAAUCUGUUGCAGAGGAGCGUCUUGUAAUUCUUGAAAGCCCCAACAUUUUCACUGGUGAAAUCCUUCCUGGUCUAGCUGUUCUGUACAAGGGCAACAAGGAUGGUGAUGCCAGAUUUUUGUGCCUUAAGAUUCUGUUUGAUGUAAUGGUAAUUUUCUUGAAUGAACCUUUGGAAGAUGAGCAAAGAUCAGAGACUUUAAAGUCCAUAUCCAAUAGUCAUUUCCUCCCUCUAUACCCAACCUUUAUUGAAGAUGAAGAUCCCAUUCCCAUGUAUGCACAGAAGCUCCUUGUGAUGCUCAUUGAGUUUAACUACAUUAAAAUAUCUGACAUUCUACAUCUGAAGACAGUCUCACAGUGUUUUGAAUUUUUGCUUGGUGACCUAUCAAGUGCAAAUGUCAAUAAUGUUCAGCUGUGUCUGGCUUUGGCAUCAGCUCCUGAAAUGGAAUCCAAGUUGCUUUCUCAAUUAAAAGUGGUUAGGAGGAUUGGAAACCUUUUAGAGUUUGUGUAUGCAAAGGACAUGGAAGAUUUUCUUGAGCCAACUCUUGGCCUGUGUAGGGCAUUCCUUCUAUGUUCAGUUGGCAGUAAAAGAGGACUUGACUACCAAAAAGAGCCAGCACUUCUAAAUGAUUCUUCUUCUGAGGCAAGCGCUGCAGUUGAUCAACACAUAAGAGAUAUAAUGGACUUUGGUAGCAAUGUUGGUGUUUUCCUGGAGUUGAGUGUGUCCCGUGAAGCAAAUAUUGCAGAUAUAGCUUCUGAGUGUGUGUUGUUGUUGCUGAAGGCAGCUCCAAGGGAAGCCACAACUGGUUUUCUAACUAACCUUCCAAAGGUUAGUGCAAUCCUCGAGUCUUGGCGCAAGGGUGUUCCUCACUUACUUUUGCAGCGGAUACUGCAUGCUCUUGCUUAUUCUUGUCGGCAAUAUUUGUCACAUGCGAUGAUACUAUCCAUAUCUGUAAAUGAGAUUUCAAGGAUUGAAGUCAUUCUUUUGGAGCUGAAAAAUUCAAGCACCCUUGAUUUAGCCAAUGCUGCUUUGCUUGUGGCCUCAGAGUUGCAGCGUCUACCUCGUUGCCUUUGA